GCCGCCGCCAGCGCCCCCGCCGACACCCCCUGCCUCUGCGCCUCAGCCGGCACGCCGCCCCCGACCGGGUCUCCACUUCUCGGCCGCACCUCCCAUGACAGCACCCGCUCGAAGAUGGCUGCGAAGGGCGCACACAGCUCCCACCUGAAGAUUGAGAGCGAGCUGGAGCGCUGCCGCGCCGAGGGCCACUGGGACCGCAUGCCCCAGCUAGUCCGGCAGAUGCAGGCGUUGGUUGUGCCCAGCGGCGGAGGCAACCGACGAGCCAGCCCCAGCGCCCUGUUCACCUCUCUGGACACCGAUGACUUGGGGAAGUUACUUCUGGCCGAGACCCUCCUGGAGCAGUGUUUGAAGGAGAACCAUGCCAAGAUAAAAGACUCCAUCCCUUUGCCGGAGAAGAAUGAGCAAAAGAUGAAUGAAGCCAGGAACUAUCUGAGCAGUAUCCUUAACCACGGGAAGCUGCCACCACAGUACAUGUGUGAGGCCAUGCUGACCCUGGGCAAGCUGCAUUACAUGGAAGGCUCAUACCGAGAUGCCAUCAGCAUGUACGCACGAGCUGGGAUUGACGACAUGGCCAUGGACAACAAGCCCCUGUAUCAAAUGCGGCUCCUGGCCGAGGCCUUUGUCAUCAAAGGCCUCUCUCUGGAACGCCUCCCCAACUCCAUAGCAUCCCGCCACCGCCUGACCGAGAGGGAGGAGGAAGUGAUUGCGUGUUUCGAGAGGGCCUCCUGGAUCGCUCAGGUGUUUCUACAGGAGCUGGAGAAGGUCACAAAUAACAGCACCUCGCGGCACCUGAAAGGCCCUCCCCCAGUUGACUUUGAGCUCACCUACUUCCUGGAAGCCGCCCUCCAGAGCGCCUUUGUGACAAACCUGAAGAAGGGGAACGUGGUAAAAGGCAUGAGGGAGCUCCGAGAGGUCCUGCGGACUGUGGAGACCAAAGCAACUCAGAACUUCAAAGUGAUGGCCGCCAAGCACCUGGCGGGGGUCCUGCUGCAUUCUCUGAGUGAGGAGUGCUACUGGAGCCCCCUGUCGCACCCCCUGCCGGAGUUCAUGAGCAAGGAGGAGAAUUCCUUCAUCUUGCAGGCCCUGCGGAAACCCCACCUCUACGAAGGAGACAACCUCUACUGCCCAAAGGAUAACAUCGAGGAAGCCCUUCUGCUGCUCCUCAUCAGUGAGUCCAUGGCCACUCGGGACGUGGUGCUGAGCCGGGUGCCGGAGCAGGAGGAGGACCGGGCGGUGAGCCUGCAGAAUGCCGCGACCAUCUACGACCUGCUGAGCAUCGCGCUGGGCAGGCGUGGGCAGUUUGUCAUGCUCUCUGAGUGCCUGGAGCGAGCCAUGAAGUUUGCAUUUGGAGAAUUUCACCUUUGGUACCAAGUGGCCCUCUCCAUGGUGGCUUGUGGGAAGUCAUCCUAUGCUGUGUCACUGCUGCGGGAAUGUGUGAAGCUGCGGCCCUCAGACCCUACCGUGCCCCUGAUGGCCGCCAAGGUCUGCAUCGGGUCACUGCACUGGCUGGAAGAAGCAGAGCAGUUUGCCACGAUGGUGAUAGAUCUCGGGGAGGAAGCUGGGGAAUUCCUCUCCAAGGGCUACUUGGCGCUGGGGCUCACCUAUAGCCUGCAGGCCACCGACGCGACGCUGAAGUCCAAGCAGGAUGAACUGCACCGGAAAGCACUGCAGACGCUGGAGAGAGCUCUGCAGCUGGCACCUGGAGACCCCCAGGUCAUCCUCUAUGUCUCCCUGCAGCUGGCCCUCGUCCGCCAGAUCUCCAGCGCCAUUGAGCAGCUGCACGAGGCCCUGAGAGUGUGCAGGGAUGAUGCCAACGCCCUCCACCUGCUGGCGCUCCUCUUCUCUGCCCAGAAACACUACCAGCCCGCCCUGGAAGUCAUCAACAUGGCCAUCACCGAGUAUCCCGAGAAUUUCAACUUGAUGUUCACCAAGGUGAAGCUGGAGCAGGUCCUGAAAGGCCCAGAGGAAGCCCUGGUGACCUGCAGACAAAUGCUGCGGCUGUGGCAGACCCAGUACAACUUCUCCCAGCUGGGUGGCCUGGAGAAGGAUGGCAGCUUUGGCGAGGGCCUUGCUAUGAAGAAGCAGAGCGGUAUGCACCUGACCCUGCCCGAUGCCCAUGAUGCAGACUCUGGCUCCCGGCGCGCGUCGUCCAUUGCAGCUUCACGGCUGGAGGAAGCCAUGUCGGAGCUGACCGUGCCCAGCUCUGUCCUAAAGCAGGGCCCCAUGCAGCUGUGGACUACGCUGGAGCAGAUCUGGCUGCAGGCUGCUGAGCUGUUCAUGGAGCAGCAACACCUUAAGGAAGCAGGUUUCUGCAUCCAGGAGGCAGCGGGCCUCUUCCCCACCUCCCAUUCCGUGCUUUACAUGCGGGGCCGACUGGCGGAGAUGAAGGGCAACUUGGAGGAGGCCAAGCAGCUGUACAAGGAGGCGCUGACGGUGAACCCUGACGGCGUGCGCAUCAUGCACAGCCUGGGGCUGGUGCUGAGUCGGCUGGGCCAUAAGAGCCUGGCCCAGAAGGUUCUGCGAGACGCCGUGGAGAGGCAGAGCACCAGCCACGAGGCGUGGCAGGGCCUGGGCGAGGUGCUGCAGGCCCAAGGCCAGAGUGAGGCUGCUGUCGACUGCUUCUUGACUGCUCUGGAGCUGGAGGCCAGUAGCCCGGUGCUGCCCUUCUGCAUCAUCCCCAGAGAGCUCUGACGGGCCCCACGGCAGCUGGGAGGGCAGGUGUGCCCCACAGGAAUGGGCAGAGACAGGCAGACAGGGGCCAGUGUGGUCAAGGGGAGGCACAGGGCCUUGGGGAAAUACAUCUCUAGGGACACGUCUGCAGGCUGCAGCCUGGUUCUCCUCGCCUCCACCCCCAUACGCAGUCUUCCUACAGGGCUGGCUGCGAACUGCUCAUCUGGACCAGAUUUGCAUGGAAAGCAAAUCCCUUGCUCUUCGGGACUCAGGCAGACAUUGUGUCACGUAUGAGCAAGGGAGCAUCUGGGAGGCCGCCUCUCCGUGGGGCCUCCCCAGAGUGGCCAUGCGGCCAGACAGACGUGCUGUGUGCUUGGCUACCUCCCACCCAUCGGGAAGGCCCCGUACGGCCUGCCCUUCCUCCUCUUCCCAGGCCCUGCACCUCUUUCUGUGGCAGCAAAGGUGAACCCACAAGCCGCUCCUGGCUGAGCCGAGGGUUCCCCCUCAGUGUCCCAGGAGACAGUGGGCAUGAAGCCUAAAGGAUGUGGAGUCACGACUGACUCGCUUCCCAGGACUGUGGACAGGGGACCCUCACCCCCCAUCUGUGCCUUGGGGAGCCCGAUGGCCCUGACCUCACACUCCAGUCUCAGAAUGGGGCUUUUAAUCACUCGCAGGCCUUGCCCAGGGCAGCCACAGCUUGAAGAAGCUGCUGGCAAGCGGGCAGAAGAUGAGAUGGCUGGUUCCUCUCCUAGACUUUGAGUUAGUGGAUCAGGCCAAGUAUUGCCGCUUUUUGCUUUAGGUGUUCCCCUGAACGUGCUCCCCCUUUUGUUGCCAGGUGCCUUUGGGGCUGCUGGUGUCUGGCCAGGGAUGCGAGCACCAGCCCUCACAACCUAGCUCUGCCCCUGGUCCCACCCCUGCCCCAACCCAAGCAGUACCCUCGGCCCCUUGACCAGCAGCCCUAGCGUGGGACCGAGGCUUCCUGAUGCCUUGCGUAGCGUGUCACUCCUUCCAGCCUGCCUUUCUGGGCAGUGCGUACGGUGUAGAUUUCUCUACACCAUAUAGUCACAGCCUGUCCCAGCUCACCACCCAUGACUUAUUUUUGCCUCAGGAUUCACUUGGUGCCCCCAGCUCAGCACCAAAUGGGGACAGCAGCCGGAGACCCCAUGUGGGCCCCUCACCUUUGUGUACAUGACACUGUCUGCAGGGGUCCCAGGAGCUGGUGGGUGGGUCUUAUUCCUGUUGGCUCCCCUGUUCUGCUGCAUAAUGCUCUGGGAGUUCUCCCCAAGAAGUCAGCCCCCAUGGGCCUAUCAGGGAAUUCCUUCUUUAUCUGCACUUUGUGUCUUAAAGCGCUACCACAUACAGUUGUCCUAAGGUGUGUGGGAAGGCCUGUGAGGACUGCCCUGGUUUGUCACAGCCCAGUCUUGUUCCCCGGGCUAGUGGAAACCACCCUUGUGUGCACUGGCUAGGCCCUGCAGACCCCCACGUGCUUCCCCGAUGAGCCUGUGCCUCUCACCUUCCUGGUGGGCAGGGGCUGGCUCUCUGUGUAUGUGAGUGUAUAAUAUAUAUAUGAUAGAGAUCUAUUUUUUUUUCCUGGA
Molecule: messenger RNA, 4265 nt
Organism: Condylura cristata (star-nosed mole)
Lineage: Eukaryota; Metazoa; Chordata; Mammalia; Eulipotyphla; Talpidae
Gene: TTC7A
Product: tetratricopeptide repeat domain 7A
Exons: 20
Coding region: 115-2691 (858 amino acids)
Biological process (GO): phosphatidylinositol phosphate biosynthetic process; protein localization to plasma membrane
Cellular component (GO): plasma membrane
Molecular function (GO): protein binding
Source: RefSeq, a predicted model, not a curated record